GGCUAGUUCUGAAAAAGCCCGCCCAUCUUGGAGUGGCCGCGUUCAUGCAUGGCGAGGAAGAAGGCCGGCAAAGGGAAGAAGCAGCAGCAGCAAGUAGACGCUCCUCCGCAUGUCCAUGAAGACGCGCCCGCAGCAUGCGCCGAGCUCCAGGCCGAGGAGAUGGAGGUGCUCCAGGCCAUCUACGGCGACGAGUACGCGCCGGGAACGUCGAUCAAGGGCUUCAAGGCCUUCUCGAUCCGCAUCGCGAAGAAGGGCGCCGAGUCCUUGACGCUCAGCAGCGGCGGCAUCAAGGGCGAGGCCGGCGUGACCUUGGCCGUCGAGCUCCGCAAGGGCUACCCGCUCACGGAAGGACCGGACCUCUUUCUCGAGGACGCGGACGGCCUCACGGAGAAGGAGGUCGACGAGCUCGAGACAUUAUUGCGCAAGGCGAGCCGCGAGAAGGUCGGUGAAGGCGUCAUGAUCCACGACCUCGUCAUUGCCGCCGAAGAGUACAUCAUUGAGCACGUCAAGGACCAGCGGUCGUUCUUUGAGCAGAUGGUCAAGCGCCAGCAGCAGAUCGCCAAGAAGGAAGCCGAAGAGCAGCGAAUACAGCUCGAGGUCGAGCAGGCCAAAGCGAUGAAGGAAGAACAGCAGCUCCAGAAGAUCAUCCAAGACGAAUACCUCAAGAUGCAAGCUGCGAUCCGCGGCAAGCACCGCGCGCGCGACCGAAAAGAAGGGGACGACGAUGCAUCGUCCUCAUCUGGCUCGGGGUCGUCCUGCGGCUUCUCGGACGAAGAUGACGACUCACUCCCGUCCGACGACGACGGGGACUUUGACGACGCGGUGAGCGCGCGGCUUGCGCACUCGCGGUACUUCUCCGACUUUAAAGAAGACAAGGUCCUCGGCCGGGGCGGUGGCGGCGAAGUGCUUCGGGUGCAGAACCGCCUGGACCGGCAGUGGUACGCCGUCAAGCGCAUCAAGCUGGACGCGAACGACCCGACGAUGAAGAAGAAGAUCUUGCGCGAAGUCAAAACCAUCUCGCGGCUCCAGCACCGGUACAUUGUUCGGUACUUUCAGGCGUGGAUCGAAGGCGACAACGACGCAGCGUCCGGCAACGUCUCACACGACGAAGACGACGACUGGUCUGACGAUUACGAAGACUCGUCCUCGGAUGACGACGACGACGAGGGCAGUGGUCUCCUUGACGAUGAUGACUUUAUCGGCGGCAGCAACAACCGGUCGCGCACGUAUUUAAAGUCGACGGCCACGUCGACCAAAGGCAAGUCGCUCAAGAAGCACAUGUCGUUCUCGGAAGAAGAGAUGAGCGAUGCGCCAUGGGACGACGACCCGACGACGCGGUACGCGGACCAGUGGGAGUGGACGGUCGACGAGCACCGUGAGACGAAGACGCCGCCGGUGCGGAAACCCACCAAGGAGAAGCUGUACAUCCAAAUGGAGUACUGCGGCGGGAAGGCGCUGCGCGAGGUCAUUGACCACAUGUCGCUCUACAAGGACGAGGACAAGGUCUGGACUCUCUUUCGUCAGAUUCUCGAAGCCAUUGUGUACAUUCACAGCCAAGGCGUGAUCCACCGCGACAUCAAGCCGCCAAACAUCUUUUUAGAUGCGGAAGGGACCGUCAAGCUCGGAGACUUUGGUCUUGCGACCAAGCCGCCGAAAGACGAGGUCGAUGAAGAUGGCCCGGACGCCGAUGCGAUGCAGCCGCCGUCGCUCGACGAAGACCAUUUGCGCGAGAUCCCCAUGUACGACUCGUUGCACCAGCCCAUCGAUUCCGACGAUGACGCCGACUCGGUCUCGUCCAAGGUGUCGCUCAACUACGAGAGCAUCAACAUUACGGCGGGUGUCGGCACGGCGUUCUACCGCGCGCCCGAGCAGGAGAAGGAAGGCCAGCGCUACAACCAAAAGGCCGACAUGUUUUCGCUCGGGAUUCUCUUUUUUGAAAUGUGGUCGCCGCCGUUCACGACGCUCAUGGAGCGCGCCGAGGCGCUGAUUGAGCUGCGCGAACGCAACGUGCUCCCGAGUACGUUUGUUGCGCCAUCGAACGUCAAGCAGAUCAUCCACUGGCUGUGCCAGAGCAACCCGACGGCGCGCCCGACGGCCGGCGAGCUCCUCACGAGCAACCUCUUGCCGCCCAAGAUGGAAGUCGAGGAAAAGUACCUCAAGGAGGCGCUUCAGACGCUUGCCAACCCCGAAGGCACGUUCUUUGGCCAGCUCAUGCAAGCGCUCUUCGUGCAAGACCCCGUCGACCACGUCGACUACACGUUUGAUGUGCUGCAGCAACGGAAACCAAAGCCGUCGCUCGUGUACCUCGAGAGCCACUGCCGCGCUGACGUCAAGAAGACGCUCGAAACCAUCUUUGAGCGCCACGGCGCUGUUGAAUUUGUGCCCCCGCUGCUCAUGCCCAAGCGCCUCAGCAGCAACUUGCACGUGAACGCGUGCUGCUAUCUCGACACGGCCGGCGUCUCGGUCGUACUCCCGUUCGACUUGACCGAGCCCCUGGCGCGGUACGUGGCGCGCAACGGCCUCUCGCAGCUCAAGCGCUACCACUGCGGCCGUGUGUACCGCAAGACCAUCGGCGGCGGCCACCCGCGCGAGCUUCUCGAAGCCGACUUUGAUUUGAUCUGGGACGACCGCAGCUUUGCGCGCGUCAUGGAAAUCGAAGUGCUCCACGUUGUCCACGAGGUACUCGAGACGCUCGGCCUGAGUCCGUGGUUUCUCCGCAUCAACGACGCACGGCUCGCACGGGGCAUCCUUGACGCGUGCGAGGUGCCGCACGCGUGCCGACGCGACGUCUACAAGCUCUUGUCGCAAGAAGCGUCGCCGCGCCCGUCGCCCCGUGUGGUCAAGAAGCUCAAGGAGGCGUCCGUGCCCGCCGAAGCAGCGGCGUUCCUACAACCGUUCUUCCAGCUCCCAAAGGAGCCGCUCGCGGCGCUCGAGUCGAUCGAGGUGCUUCUCGACGGCAUGCGGUACCGUGUAAUCCACGAGACGGCCAACUUGAGCAAGCGAGAGCAGAAGCGCGAGAACCAGCUCAAGAAGGCGAUCAAGGAGGCAAAAGAAGGCGCGGGCUUUCUCCGGCAGCUGCUCCAAGGCAUCGAGCUCGAGCUGCCAGCGAUGAAUGUGCACUUUGACCUGGGCUUGAGUCCGCGCCAAGAGCAGUUUUCGUCUGGUCUUGUGUUUCAAGCCGUCCACGAGCACAGCAACCACCCACCCGAGACCGUCGCGGAAGGCGGGCGCUACGAUGCUAUGGUGGCGCGCUAUCGCCUUCCCGCCGCGCGCGUGCAAAUGCCGGCGGUGACUGCGGUCGGCGUCCGCUUCUCGAUCGACCGCAUCGUCACAAGUGUGCUCAACCCGUCGGCAACCAACGGCGCGUGGCGCCAUGCAACGCCCCUCAUCCUUGUGUGUUCCGACAGCCCCAGCGACACGCUCCUCGCGCGCAUGCAAAUCGCAGCCAUGCUCUGGAAAGCCGGCGUCUCGGCCGAGUUUUGGCAUCCGGACCACAAGGACUUGGAGGAGCACUGCGCGGCCCUUGGCGCGCAGUGGAUGGUGAUCGUGCGCAAGCACUUGCUCAAGGAGAAGCGCGUCGUGCGUGUCCGGAACGUCAAGAACCCGGGCGAUGGCGACGUGACGAUGCCCGUCAGUUCGCUCGCGUACUUUUUCGCUGAAAAGAUGGACGCGAUGAGCAACGGGCUGCGCUACCGGAGCGGGAGCUUCUCGGUUGCGGCGUCGCACCAAUUCGCGUCGAGCCACGACGAAGCCAUUGGCGUCAAGGAAAAACCCAUGUCGGUCAAGCUCGAGGUCAAGGUCGUCGAUACGAAGGUGACCAAGGACAAGCAGCGGCAGCGACAGGACGUUAUGAACGUCGAGCGGCAUGUGACCAAGUGGCUGAGCUCGUUCUUGCUGCCGUCGCAGACCAACGAGCCGGCCAAAGUGCUCUCCGUGGACGUGCCGUUUGUCGUUUUGCGCGAGUUUGCGAGCCACUUUAUGGACGACCGAGCGAGCGCGGUCGAGGACGUGGGUGGGAAGCACCCGAAAUACCGCAAGGUCCUCCGCCAGCUAGCCGAAGAGAUUUUGGACCUCGAGCUCAUGGACUAUUGGCGCGGAAAGCGAGAGAAGUACCUCCUCUUGCAUUCGAGCUGCGACGACCGCUACGACAUGAUGUCGAUCACCGAGUCGCGCUCCGGUCAUGGCAACGGCAAGUCGCGACGGGCCCUCGGGACGCCUGGGCGGAGGCUCGAUUAAAGAAUACUUAUACAAUUGCGGUUAGUCUAGUUGCCACCUUCUACGACCGGG
Molecule: messenger RNA, 4287 nt
Organism: Saprolegnia diclina VS20
Lineage: Eukaryota; Oomycota; Saprolegniomycetes; Saprolegniales; Saprolegniaceae
Product: PEK/GCN2 protein kinase
Exons: 4
Coding region: 49-4236 (1395 amino acids)
Biological process (GO): regulation of translational initiation by eIF2 alpha phosphorylation; DNA damage checkpoint signaling
Cellular component (GO): cytosol
Molecular function (GO): eukaryotic translation initiation factor 2alpha kinase activity; ATP binding; protein binding
Source: RefSeq, a predicted model, not a curated record